Plutella xylostella (diamondback moth) is the source of this 1761-nucleotide messenger RNA. It is a transcript of the gene ChLD3, whose product is annotated as Chitin and LDLR binding deacetylase 3. NCBI's taxonomy places the organism in Eukaryota, Metazoa, Arthropoda, Insecta, Lepidoptera, Plutellidae. Gene Ontology annotation, biological process: carbohydrate metabolic process. Gene Ontology annotation, cellular component: extracellular region. Gene Ontology annotation, molecular function: protein binding; chitin binding. The record is from RefSeq and is a predicted model, not a curated record.
GCGGGCGCGUCUGGCGUUUGUUUGUUGAUGUCAGUGCACAUUCUGAGGCCGGGCCCGCAACAUGGCGAGACCACGACACCUUUCGCGAUUGCUCACCGCGGUCACUUUCGCGUAUUUGUGCUCAGUGGCGCUGGGAAAAGAAGUUAAUAAACGAAGUUUGGACAGUGAUGUAAAAUGUCAAGAAAGCGGGAGGUUUUAUAGAAACCCCAACCGGCCGCGUGACAAGCAGUGGUCGACAGCCGAAUGCGCCAAGUACUACCUCUGCCUCGAGGGAGAGAUCUUCGAGUUCCGCUGCUCGCAGGGUCUCAUGUUCGACGUCAACCGGCAACUGUGCGACAUGCAGCAGAAUGUGCACAAUUGUGACGUCACUACUGAGAUCCUCAUACCACGCCCGGCGCUGGACAAAGCAGCUUGUGCCAACGCGACGCACCUCGGCUGCGCGGACGGCUCGUGCCAGCCCGCCGAGUACUUCUGCGACGGCUCGCACGACUGCCCAGACUCUUCCGAUGAAAGCUGGUGCGAGGAGCACGACGACCCCAACGCGGCGGCGCCGUGCCGCGCGGACGGGUGCCAGCCGCCAGACUGCUUCUGUUCUCCCAGUGGGGACGUCAUACCGGGGAACCUCGCUCCUAACCAGACUCCUCAGAUGAUCACGCUCACAUUCGACGGACCGGUCAACCACGAGAAUUGGGAGCUCUACACCAAACACAUAUUUGCCACAGAGAAUCAGAAUCCUAAUGGCUGCGAAAUAAAGGCAACUUUCUUCGUCCCUCACUCGUAUACAAAUUACAGACAUGUCCAGAAGCUCUGGAAUGAUGGACAUGAGAUAGCUAUUAAUUCUAUUACUCACCGGGGUCCUGAAGAAUGGUGGACGAAGAACGCAACCAUCGAGGAGUGGUUCGACGAGAUGGUCGGCCAGGCCAACAUCAUCAACAGAUUCGCCAACGUCCGCAUGGAAGACUUCAGAGGCAUGAGAGUGCCGUACCUGUCCGUAGGCUGGAACCGUCAGUUCCUGAUGAUGCAGGAGUUUGGCUUCGUGUACGACGCGAGCAUCGUGGCUCCCGUCAACGAGACCCCCUACUGGCCGUACACGCUCGACUAUAAGAUACCACACAAGUGCACUGGCAACAACCAGCUCUGCCCUACUAGAAGCUACGCCGGUCUGUGGGAGAUGGUGAUCAACCCACUGACGACAGGGGAACACACGUGCGCCACUCUAGACUACUGCCCAUCAACAUUGAGUGCUGAUGACACCUACAAUUUGCUUAUGGAGAACUUCAAAAGGCAUUAUCUAACGAACCGGGCGCCGUUCGGAAUCCAUCUAAAUUCCAAGUGGCUGAAGAGUCAAAAUUACUUGGCCGCUUUUAAGAGAUUCCUGACAGACAUGCUGAGGCUUCCUGAUGUAUACUUUGUCACCUACAACCAGGUGAUAGAGUGGAUGAAGAGACCAACAACAGUUCAUCAGAUAAAGAAAUUCCAGCCCUGGCAGUGCAAACCCAGAUACUUGGAAGACCUAGAAGUAGCCUGCGCAAAACCUAACACUUGCAAACUGUCGUCAAGAGUGCUAGAGCUAGAUAAAUACAUGAUCACAUGCAAUGAGUGCCCGAGGAGCUAUCCAUGGUUACGCAAUGAGUUUGGAUUUGACUGAAUAUAGUUUUUAAAUAAGUACAUGAAGUUACCAGAACUGUUUUAAAUAGUUUUAAGACUCAGUUGAAGAGGACUGAUUAGUAUUAUUAAAGACUAUUUUUGUUAUUUAUUAAA